AUGGCAGUUUCGCCUACGAUUCACCACGGAACUGAGUUCCUCGAGGAAUCGCUUUGGUAUCCGUCAGACGAGACGAGCCCCUCAGUACAAUCCUGUCGCGUGCAAACGCCUCAGCUUAGUGUUGAGACGACCAUCCUCCAAAAGUGUUGCUCUAUCGACAAGAUCUGUCCCUUGAUCGAAAAUUCCGAAAAGGCAAAGGUCAUCGCAGCUAUGGCGCUGAACCUAUUCGUCUUUGACGGCAAACUUCAUCAUAGCCGGAACAACUGGGCGUGUCCAUUCGGACAUUGCAAAAACACCUCUUCUGACGCCCGAACUUUGAUGCGCCAUGUUCUACACUGCCAUCACUUCUCUAGCGACAUGGUGUAUUGCAAUUGCUGCGACAAAGACGACUGUUUCACAGACCAGAGCCAGAACGACGGUUUCUGCAGCGCCGAAGACAAAACUACGCCCUGCCAUGACAAGGGUUCGCCGAUGAAGGCCAAGACCAUGCGCAAGCUCACCAACAUCACGGGCUUUUUCACGCGAAGUCGUCCAGCCUCAAGAUGCUCCUCGCGGGGGCUUGACCCCGUGAGUCCAACUUCGACGACAGUUCGUCGACAAAGCGUCUUUUCGGUCAUGGUUCCAACGCCUAGACCUUCCAGUGCACCUCGGAAGCUGCCUGUUGUCGGUUCUCCAGAGCCAUCAGGUCGGCCAGCAGGUUCGCCCGUCGAUCCGUGCCACGAGAUGGAUGCUGUUUCGUCAGCUUUAUUUGAGGUCCCUGGAACCGGUGUCAUCAGAGCCCAAGAGCUUCCGGCUUCAGAGAACCGUCGCGAAGCCGGCCCGAGCAGCAAGCGGUCAGACUCAGGGUUCUCGGAGCUCUCGGGACUCUCAACGGACGGCGUCACUGCUCCAAUGUUUGCCGACAUGGGAGCCAUGACGGAAUCGCCGACAGAAGACUUGUCCAUGGAUGCAAGAAUUCCCAGCUGGGAUGUACUCCAAGAAGCCAGUGCAGCUUCCUCUCAACAGGUUCCCCACGAGAUGUCGACUGCUCACUUCUCGUUCCCUUCAGCAAGCACCCAUCGGCCCGUCUCACAAUAUCGAUCAGAACAAAGUCGCCAAUCAUAUUGGACGUUUAUGCAACAACCCCUUCGCCAACCGGGCGUACCGCUGUCUUCAGAAAGUGCCCAAUAUGGAAUGUAUGCCACCGAUGACAUCCCCACCAGUGACCACGCCAGCUUUGCGAUGCUUAACCAGAACUCUGGCUUCAAACCAGUGGCCUCUCCUUUGAGUUGGGAACCCACAACUAGUCAAUAUCGACAAGGUUCAGGCGACUCUGGGUUCUCUAAUGGCUCUCACGACAUGGUUGGACCAGGGGAUCCUGACUCUUCAUCCAAGCCUGGUCAUGGUCGACAGUCCAUAUCACACGGCGCUGUACCGAGUAUUAUGGUAGCUGGAAAAACUCCAGACUUCUGCUCCCCGCUGGUGGAAAUGGAUGGUCUUCGCUGCCCUGAAGUGAACACUCAAACCUCGUCCGCAUCGGCGGCUCGCACCCCUACCAACGAACAUCUCGACCAACUUCCACGGACAUCCAACCUCGACAAUUAUCUUCAGCACCAGGCCAACUUUGAGAAGGUGGUAAUUGGCCUGCCUACCGCGCCGAAGGACAUGGACAGGUACUGCACAGUAUGGCAGACGGGAUUCGACGCCUCCAAGAAAUAA
Molecule: messenger RNA, 1698 nt
Organism: Ilyonectria robusta
Lineage: Eukaryota; Fungi; Ascomycota; Sordariomycetes; Hypocreales; Nectriaceae
Exons: 3
Coding region: 1-1698 (565 amino acids)
Source: RefSeq, a predicted model, not a curated record